Messenger RNA from Chlorella variabilis, 867 nucleotides. RefSeq lists its product as hypothetical. The record is from RefSeq and is a predicted model, not a curated record. Lineage: Eukaryota; Viridiplantae; Chlorophyta; Trebouxiophyceae; Chlorellales; Chlorellaceae. The transcript has 4 exons. Bases 1 to 867 code for a protein of 288 amino acids.
AUGGUGACCUAUGCGGUUGUGGGCGCAGCCGGCUGGACAGGGCGCACCUGCGUCGAGGUGUUGCUGCAUCAAGGCUACAACGUCAGGGCGGUGGUGCGUGACCCCGACCGUGCCCGCGUCUUGUACCGGACCCAGCCCACCCUGUCUGGCCUCUCCAUCAGGGACGUGCCGGUCCCGGAACGGCUGCAGAUUGUGCGGGGGGAUGUGCGCGACCCCGAGUCGCUGCGCGCCGCCCUGCAGGGCUGCGCCGGUGUCAUCUACGCCGCCACCUCCAGCGGAUGGACGCAGCUGAGCGCCUUCUGGCGCACCAUGCGCACCACCAGCCCCAGGGAGGUCGACUUCCAGGGCGUGCAGAAUGUGGCGGAUAUGGCCCGGCAGCUGGGCGGCGUGGAGCGGCUGGUUCUGGUGUCUGCCUGCUACGUGACGCCCACCAACCGCUGGCAGCCCGCCCGCCUCUUCUGCAACACCCUGCUGGGCUGGGGGCUGAUGGAUUGGAAAUGGAAAGGCGAGGAGGCGCUGCGGCACAGCGGCCUGCCCUACACAAUUGUCCGCCCCGACUUCAUCACCGCCCGGGGCCCUCGCCAGCGGCAGCUGACGGUGCAGCAGGGCGAUGCAUCCUUUGACCGCUUCCACUCCACCUGUGUGGCCGACCUGGCGGCGGUCUGUGUGGCGGCCCUCACCGACCCCGCAGCCGCCAAUGUCACUCUGGAGCUGUUCAGCGACGCGCCGCCGCGGGGCGGGAAGGCGGUGCCGCUGGAGGAGCAGGUGCAGGGCGUCUUCCGGGGGCUGGCGCCAGACGGAGCGGCAGCGGCGGGUGCGCGGCAGGGCCAAGGCGGGGCGGGCGGCGGCGGCGGCCUCGCAGGGUAG